This is a messenger RNA of Punctularia strigosozonata HHB-11173 SS5, 336 nucleotides long. RefSeq lists its product as uncharacterized. The coding region runs from base 1 to 336 and encodes 111 amino acids. Gene Ontology annotation, molecular function: structural constituent of ribosome. Gene Ontology annotation, cellular component: mitochondrial large ribosomal subunit. The record is from RefSeq and is a predicted model, not a curated record. The transcript is spliced from 2 exons. NCBI's taxonomy places the organism in Eukaryota, Fungi, Basidiomycota, Agaricomycetes, Corticiales, Punctulariaceae.
AUGUUACCCCCGUCAUGUUUGACCCGCAGGGCGUCUGUACUCGCUCGGUGGCCCGUUCAGUCGCGUUCAUACGCGGUCAAGCCCGCGAAGAAAUCUGCUGAAGCGGAAGUGAAAUCGUCAUGUCCUCCCGGCACGGUGCUUACCGGCCUUAACUACCUCAAAGACCAGGAGCCCGUAGUAGCACUCGCUGAUGAGGAGUAUCCGCCAUGGUUAUGGACCUUACUUAAGCCCAAGGAAAUACCAGACGACGGCCCCGGUGGCAUUGGCGAGAAGAUGAGGUUGAAGAAGGAGAGGCAGACGAAGAUCAAGGACACCAACUUCAUGAAGACUCAGUAA